Messenger RNA from Dioscorea cayenensis subsp. rotundata (Guinea yam), 1263 nucleotides. RefSeq names its product S-norcoclaurine synthase 1-like. The record is from RefSeq and is a predicted model, not a curated record. The transcript has 4 exons. Lineage: Eukaryota; Viridiplantae; Streptophyta; Magnoliopsida; Dioscoreales; Dioscoreaceae. Bases 49 to 1182 code for a protein of 377 amino acids.
AGCUUUCAAGCACACACCAAUCAAGUUCUAAACCAAACAACGUCCAUUAUGGAUCAGUACACUGGACAGGCCCUCGCCGUCCACAUGGCCGCCGGGAACAAUGGUAAAUCGUCGACGUCGGCCAGGUUGAUCAGAUCUCUUCCAUUUGACAGCGUGCAGGCCCUGUCCGCAACUCUCACAACCUCAGAUCACAUCCCUACAAGAUACAUCCGACCUGAAGCCUUAUCCGAGCCCGUCAUCAUCCCCGGCGACGCCGAGGAUGACAUCCCAGUCAUCGAUUUCCACAAACUACUCGACCCGGAGCUCUCUGAAGCCGAGUCCUCCAAGCUCGACCUCGCUUGUCAAAACUGGGGCUUCUUUCAGUUGAUAAACCAUGGUGUUCCAGAGGAGGUGAUUCAGAGGAUGAUAUCUGUGGUUGAAGAGUUCUUCAAGCUUCCAUUAGAUGAGAAGAUGCUGUUCAAACAGCCUCCUGGCCAACUUGAAGGUUAUGGCCAGUUGUUUCUUUUCUCUGAGGAACAAAAGCUAGACUGGGCUGACCUUCUCUUCUUUUAUACUUCGCCUCUUCAUUUGAGAAAAGUUGGAUUAUGGCCUACAAAUCCAUCUACUUUCAGGGAUGCCUUCGAUGAGUAUUCUAUGGAGGUGAAGAAAUUGGCAAAUUGUCUUCUUGGAUUUUUGGUUAAAAACUUGGGACUUGAUCCUAUAGAGAUGACAGGAAUGUUAGAGAAUGGCGCUCAAUUUGUGAGGAUAAACUGCUACCCUCCAUGUCCUGAGGAUAAGAAGGUGCUGGGUGUGUCCCCACACUCUGAUUCUUCUUUCUUAACUCUUCUUCUUCAAGUGAAUAGUGUUCAAGGGCUGCAAAUCAGAAGAAACGAUAAAUGGCUCCCUGUCAAGCCUCUUCCUGGUGCUUUUGUUGCUAAUAUUGCAGAUGCAUUUGAGAUAUUGAGCAAUGGGAAAUACAAGAGCAUUGAGCACAGGGCAGUCACAAACACUGAGAAAGAACGCUUCUCUAUUGCAGCAUUUCAUGGUCCAAACACUAAUGCCACAGUUGGACCUCAUCCAGAGCUUGUUUUGAAGGGUGAACCACUUUACAAGAGUAUGGACUAUGAGAGCUAUAUGAAACUCCGCUUCGAAUCCAAACUGGAUGGAAAGAGCUUCUUGGAUCGCAUGAAGCUGAGCAAAUAAUGCAACUUGUACCUUAUGUAUUGUAUUUGAUUAUCUCUCUGGUUUAGAAUAAAAUGAGCUCACAAUUUGACUAUAUAAACA